Molecule: messenger RNA, 2040 nt
Organism: Xiphophorus maculatus (southern platyfish)
Lineage: Eukaryota; Metazoa; Chordata; Actinopteri; Cyprinodontiformes; Poeciliidae
Gene: efna3a
Product: ephrin-A3-like
Exons: 5
Coding region: 466-1140 (224 amino acids)
Biological process (GO): axon guidance; ephrin receptor signaling pathway
Cellular component (GO): plasma membrane
Molecular function (GO): ephrin receptor binding
Source: RefSeq, a predicted model, not a curated record
UUGUGUCGUUGUGUGCGCAGCGUGCGGCUGCUGCUGCGGCUUCUAGUGAGAGAAGUGGCAGGUACCCCAAAAUACCUCCCAGCAAAGAUCCAGUGGCUCGGAUGUGACUUUAACAGCUGACUAACCUACAAUAAACUCCGAUAUAUGUGAAUUUGGCGGCUUGUUUCGCCCUUUCACCAGCUAUUUUAAAUGAUAGCCGAGCUUGGAAACAAUAGGACAGACUUAAAAGUACGCAGAAUUGGCUCAAAGUAAAGAUGCCUGAGCGGGUUCUCUCGUCGCGAUGGGGCUUGAAUUGAGGAACACGUAUCCCGAAAGAAGUCGCUGAAGUUGAAGACGCGCUCUCUUGAUGACCGCUGGGAUGUUGUGAACGACGCGUCGUUUGGGACAGAAGGAGCCAAAAAAAAAAAAAAAAAAAGAAGGAAAGAGAGGGAACCAUUCAGGGUUGGACCAGCACCCGGAGGGAUUAUGGCUCUCGUAACGUUUUCUCUCAGCCUCGUCACCCUGGUGCUUACAAACUUGCACCUUUCGAGAGCCAGCAGCCGUCAUGCGGUGUAUUGGAACAGCUCGAACCUGCAGCUUCGGAGAGAGGGAUACACCGUGCAAGUCAGCGUCAACGACUACCUGGACAUCUACUGCCCCCACUACAACACCAGCCAGCGUGGGACUCUGGAGCGCGUGGUGGCCGAGCAGUACAUCCUCUACAUGGUGAACUACCGGGGCUACUACACCUGCAACCCCCAGAUGGGUGUCAAACGCUGGGAGUGCAACCGGCCCCAUGCGCCGCACACGCCCAUCAAGUUCUCUGAGAAGUUCCAGCGGUACAGCGCCUUCUCGCUGGGCUACGAGUUCACCGUGGGCCAGGAGUACUACUACAUCUCCACACCCAUCCACCAUCACGGCCACAGCUGCCUGAGACUGAGGGUCUUCGUCUGCUGCUCCACUGCCUCUCAGGCAGAUGACGACUCCAGUCAAACUUCUCCCGACUACACAGUCAGGCCGAACAUCAAAAUACACAACAUUGAUGAAUUUAACCCUGAAGUUCCCAAGCUGGAGAAGAGCGUGAGCGGCAGCAGCCCGUCACGUGACCGCCUUCUCCUCACCGUGGCAACGAUGCUCGUGCUGGCCGUCCUGUUGUCCUAGCGACCGUCACGGGGAGCUUGUUGGACCGUCUUGUCCAAAGGGCUUUGUAUCCCUACAAGUUUUUUUUUUUUUUUUUUGAAGAUGUGAUAGCUAAACGAAGCAAACAAAGAAAAGACAAAGAAAAAAGAAGCGAGGCCUUUUUGCUGUCAUAUUUACACCUGUAUCACAUGAAAACUACAAUAUUUCAUGCAGGUGUGAUGACCACAUGGAGAUUACAACCAAUAUUAAGAAUCCAAUUUUUAUUGUGCUGCUCUCAAUGGAUGCAGAUGAGGAAUUUUUUUGUAGCAUGAUAGAGAACAGAAAAUUUGAAGCAUAACUCUCAUCGGAAGGAAGGUUUUUGUGUUGGCUUUGAAGAAGAUGACAACUUUAGACUCUAGAGUGGAUUUUUUUUAAAGCUUUGCUGCAUCAAACCAAACUUUGAUGUGGUAAAAAAAAAAAAAAAAAGGCAAGAUGGACUUUAGAAACUGUAACAAGGCCUUUAUAUGAUUAGUGAGUAAUCAAAACCACUGUCAUUGUCCUGGACAUUGUAGAAUGUUUUCAUACUGGUGUGUGGUAGCUGCUGGUGAUAAAAGCCCAGGGAAAAGGGUGAGAAUUUAUAAGAAUAUCCAAGGGCCCUUCAGUAAUCCAUUUUCUCCAGACAUCAAAUAUUCUCUGGCUUUGUGAUGGGCACAGAUUCAAAGCCUGCUUUUCUUCGAAGGGUACCGGGUGCCCCUCAGUAUUUUGUCUGCAUUUUCUGCCUUUGCACUGUAACAACCCGAGGAAAAUACAGGCCCUGGACUAGUAAUUUGACGGCACUUAGACGCACUAGAUGUGGCAUAGACGUGCGUUUUGUUCUGCCGCAUUUACCUCCAGCAAUGGGCUUAGAAAAGUUCCAGAUGUCAAAUCUUAAAAAAAAAAAAA